Molecule: messenger RNA, 1477 nt
Organism: Branchiostoma belcheri (Belcher's lancelet)
Lineage: Eukaryota; Metazoa; Chordata; Leptocardii; Amphioxiformes; Branchiostomatidae
Product: BTB/POZ domain-containing protein 19-like
Exons: 11
Coding region: 5-1477 (490 amino acids)
Molecular function (GO): protein binding
Source: RefSeq, a predicted model, not a curated record
UGCUAUGGGGACGCAAGUGCCGCAUUCCGCGUCGCUUCCCGACGGGCUGUUCUCGGGACUGCCGAGCCUGGUGUCGGACCUACAGAAGCUGCUGGACGACCGUGACACGGCAGACGUCAUGUUCGUGGUGGGGAGGGAGGAGGUCCCCAUGUACGCACACAGGCUCAUCCUCUGGGCACGCUGUAAGGGGUACCAGAGGUACAAGAGGGACUUCUGGAGUAAGGUAACAGGAAUGAAGGGAAUCAUGACCAUCAAACAACCAAAGUACAAACCUGAAGUCUUCAGAAAUGUUCUCAACUAUCUGUACACAGGAAAGAUGACCCUGAAAGAUGCCACAGUGUUUGAGGUGUUAGUAAUAGCCCAGGACAUGGGUGUACCAGACCUACAGUACAGUUGUGAGGAGCACAUCUCCAGUCAGCUCACAGUCCACAACGCCUGUUUCUUCCUCGCUAACGCUCUCAGCACUGUUCCAACACUUACUACUAAAGGAGGAGCUACAGAGAUCCACCCCCUUGUCACGAGAUGUCUUAACUUCAUUGAAGAAAACGCAGAAGACUGCUUGAGGACAGAAGGGUUCUUACAGCUGCCCAAGGAACCUGUCAUCAGACUUGUAUCCAGUGAUCAGCUAGCUCUGGAGGAGGAGGAGGUGUGGAGACGUGUGCUGGCCUGGGCUAAGUACCAGGCUAAGGUGGAGACAGCCCCCCAGAGAUGGAGCCCUGAGGAGAAGGCCAGGGUGUGCCAGCACCUGUCAGGAGUGAUAGAGCAUGUGAAACUGUUGCUGAUUGACAGUAAGGUGUUUGCAGAAGAGGUGGAGCCUACAGGAGCUGUUCCCAUGGAGCUGUCACUGGAGAGGUAUCGUAUUGCGGCCGUGCCCACAGGAUUGAAAAACAGCCGAGACAGGAGACUGACUCCUCGAGUCUCCCACAAACUCUUCAAAGGAACAGACAUACUGAGCAGGGAGAGACUACCUCUACAGAGGGUGCUCAACCAAUGGUACGGGGACAGUAAACAGGAGUGGAGACUGUUAUACAAGGCUUCCAGAGAUGGCUACACGGCCGAUGCAUUCCACCAGAACUGUGACGGCUUCAGUCCCACCAUUGUCCUUAUCCUGGGCCACAAGGGGAAUGUGUGCGGGGGCUUCAGUGAUGUUCCCUGGACAAGUAAGGCCCCUGCUCAGGGCAAGUACAUCGCUUCUGACAGGGCCUUUCUGUUCACACUUGUAAACCAACAAGGGGUGGAGCCAACACGUUUCAACAUUGUCAACAAAAAGUUCGCUACAUCACACCAUCCAAAUUUUGGACCUAUCUUCGGAGCGGGCGCGGACCUUUAUAUCGCUAACAACUGUCACACAGGCACCGAGUGUUACUCUAACUUACCACACUCCUACAACGGAGACCAUGCCUCCUGUAGUAUACUCAUGGGCGAUUACUACUUCAACGUUCUUGACUAUGAGGUCUUCACUCUAGGGGACCACUAA